AUGGGUCGAUGCUGGCACCGUGCCCGUCAAGCGGAAGGCGACCGCAUCACCGAAGACGGUCUCUGCCUAUCCAUGUACCGCGCUCUGAAGUACCAAUGCACCUGCGUCGCCUUCAUCAAGAACUUUGUCGAGCCCGGCUGGCCCAUCCAAGCUGCCUCUGGCUACGACCUCGCGAGCGUCAUGCACUAUCCUAGCCGCAACGGCUAUGCAAAGCCAGAUUGCAAUGACAAUGGUGUGGACUGUCCCAUUCAGGCCUACCUCGACUCGAACGACCAUGGCGAGGGACUUGGGCUACUGGAACGCGCCACGAAGCCGAGCGAGAUGGAUAUCAUUUGGGUUAAGCAGAAUUACCCUUGGAAUGUGGAUGCUUGA
Molecule: messenger RNA, 372 nt
Organism: Alternaria incomplexa
Lineage: Eukaryota; Fungi; Ascomycota; Dothideomycetes; Pleosporales; Pleosporaceae
Exons: 2
Coding region: 1-372 (123 amino acids)
Source: RefSeq, a predicted model, not a curated record